This is a messenger RNA of Dioscorea cayenensis subsp. rotundata (Guinea yam), 3805 nucleotides long. Its product is annotated as phototropin-1A. Lineage: Eukaryota; Viridiplantae; Streptophyta; Magnoliopsida; Dioscoreales; Dioscoreaceae. Gene Ontology annotation, molecular function: protein serine/threonine kinase activity; ATP binding. Gene Ontology annotation, cellular component: cytoplasm; nucleus; plasma membrane. The record is from RefSeq and is a predicted model, not a curated record. The transcript has 24 exons. Gene Ontology annotation, biological process: protein phosphorylation. The coding region runs from base 581 to 3541 and encodes 986 amino acids.
CAAUAAGCUAAACAUUCCAAUUCCUUUACAUAUAAAUAUAAACAUAAAUAAAAAAACAAGUUCACGCUCAUCCUUCAACUUCAUUCCCAACAAAGGACUAUAAAUUAUUCAGUGUGUCCCACUUCUUCUUAUAGAGCAUCAGGUACCCUGUCGGACAACUCAAUCAUAAAGAAAGAAAGAAAGAAAGAAAGAAAGAAAGAGCCCCUUCUUUUGUGAUUCACCUUCUUUGAUUCCAAUCCCCAUAACUUCCUUUUUUUCUUUUAUUUUUUCUUUUUAUUUCCUCUUAAAUCAUUGUUAACUUAUUUAUAUACAAAUUCUAAGAUAAAUAGAGCUCCCAUAUCUCCAGCGGUGCCAUGUCUCCCUUCUCUCCUUACAUGCAGACGUGCACCUCCAUGUGAACCAAUCUCUCAGCAUGGCUUCUCUUCUCUCCUCUCCCUCUUUAAAUCAACCUCUCUGAAACAUUCUCCACCUUCAAAGAAAGAAAGAAAGAAAGAAAGAAAGAAAGAAAGAAAGAAAGAAGAAGAAGAAGAAGAAGUUUAGUGAAGUAGAUCACAACACAAGCUCAAGGUUUAAUAUAUAAAUGGAAGAACGGACUCAAAAGCCGACCUCACUGAUCCCGUCUCUUCCACGCGAUUCACGAGGUUCUCUCGAGGUCUUCAAUCCUUCCACCUUCUCCUCCGCCUCCUCCGCCGCGUCCCGGGCCCUCAGCUCCGCUCCGUUCGCCACGUGGAGCUCCCGUCCCGAUCCACGUGUCACCUCGUCGGGCCCACCACCGGAAGACGCCGCCACAACAUGGAUGGCCAUCUCCAGGAACACUCCGGCGGCGCCGGCGCCGACGCCGACGUCCUUCUCCGAUCCCAUCUCGAUCUCCAAGAAAUCCUUGGGAGAGGGGUCGAUGGGAGACGUCGGCGCCGCAGCGCAGCGGGCGGCGGAGUGGGGACUGGUGCUGAAGACGGACGAGGAGACGGGACGGCCGCAGGGUGUGGCGGUGAGGAAGUCUAGGGAAGAAGUUGGGAAGGGCGGCGGGAGGGAGUCGGGAACUUCGUAUAGGAGCUCUGAGGACUCCGAUGCAGGACCGAAGGAGCGGGGCGCUGGCGGGCUGCCGAGGGUUUCGGAGGAGCUCCGAGAUGCUCUCUCGGCUUUCCAGCAGACCUUCGUCGUCUCCGAUGCCACCAAGCCCGAUCAUCCCAUCAUGUACGCCAGCGCUGGGUUCUUCAAGAUGACUGGGUACCUUUCCAAGGAAGUCAUCGGUCGGAAUUGCCGGUUCUUGCAAGGAUCUGGAACUGAUCCGGCUGAAAUUUCGAAAAUUAGAGAAACACUACAAUCUGGAGGGAGCUAUUGUGGUCGCAUUUUGAAUUAUAAGAAGGAUGGAACACCCUUUUGGAAUCUUUUAACUAUUGCGCCCAUCAAAGAUGAGAACGGCGAUGUUUUGAAGUACAUUGGCAUGCAAGUGGAAGUUAGCAAGCACACUGAAGGAACUAAAGAGACGAUUGUCCGUCCCAAUGGAUUACCAGAGUCUUUGAUUCGAUAUGAUGAUAGGCAAAAGGAAAGGGCCCGAAGCUCACUCUCUGAGCUUGUAAUGGCUGUGAAAGAUCCCCGUGCAUCAGAAUCUGGAAAUCGCCAUUUCAUGAGGAAAUCAGAAGGCACUGGAGAGGUUUUCAGAGCUGAAGCAGCUGGAAGGAGAAACUCAGAGAAUGCCAAUACAGCUAGGCGCAAUUCACGUAGUGGGAUGAGAAGUUCUAUGCAGAAGAUUAGUGAGGUGCCUGAGGGGGGGAAAAGAAAAUCAGGCAUUCGAUCUUUCAUGGGGCUUAUUGGAUUAGGUCAAGCACAUGUGGAGAAACAAGGCAUGGAUGUUCCUAUGGAAGAAGAUAUCCUGCUGGAAAGUGAUGAUGAUGAGAGACCUGAAAGCUUUGAUGAUCAAAUACGAAGGAAAGAAAUGAGAAAGGGUAUUGACCUUGCUACAACAUUGGAACGUAUUGAGAAGAACUUUGUCAUCACUGACCCAAGGCUGCCUGAUAAUCCCAUCAUAUUUGCAUCAGACAGUUUCCUAGAAUUGACAGAAUACACACGUGAAGAGAUAUUAGGAAGAAAUUGCAGAUUCCUCCAAGGCCCUGAAACUGAUCCAGCUACUGUAAGAAAAAUAAGAGAGGCUAUUGACAACCAGAGGGAUGUCACCGUGCAAUUAAUAAACUAUACAAAAAGUGGGAGAAAGUUCUGGAAUCUUUUUCACCUGCAACCUAUGCGCGAUCAAAAGGGAGAGGUCCAGUACUUUAUUGGGGUUCAGUUGGAUGGUAGUGAGCAUGUUGAGCCACUUCAUAACUGUAUUCCUGAGGUUACAGCAAAAGAAAGUGCAAAGCUGGUGAAAGAAACUGCAGAAAAUGUUGAUGAAGCUGUUAGAGAGCUUCCAGAUGCUAAUUUGAAACCGGAGGACCUGUGGGCCAACCAUUCAAAAGUUGUUCUUCCAAAGCCCCAUGGAAAGAAUAAUGCAUCAUGGAUUGCAAUCCAAAAAGUUCUUGAGAGUGGAGAGCAGAUUGGUCUCAAACAUUUUAGACCUGUUAAACCUUUGGGCUCUGGUGACACUGGCAGUGUCCACUUGGUGGAAUUUAUGGAGACAGGAGAGUACUUUGCAAUGAAAGCUAUGGAUAAAAAUGUGAUGCUUAACCGCAACAAGGUGCAUAGAGCUUGUGCAGAGAGAGACAUUCUUGAUGUUCUAGAUCAUCCAUUUCUUCCCACGUUAUAUGCUUCAUUUCAGACAAAGACGCAUGUCUGUCUAAUUACUGAUUACUGCCCUGGAGGAGAGCUCUUUAUGCUCCUAGACAGCCAACCUCUGAAGGUCCUCAAGGAAGAUGCUGUCAGGUUCUAUGCUGCUGAAGUUGUCAUUGCACUUGAGUACCUUCACUGCCAAGGUAUAAUAUACAGAGACCUGAAACCAGAAAAUAUCUUGCUUCAAAGAGAUGGUCAUGUAUCUCUGACGGAUUUUGAUUUGUCAUGUUUGACAUCUUGCAAACCACAGCUCCUCCUUCCAAACACACAAGAUAAGAAAAAGCAGCCCAAAGGAAGAGUGCCUCCAGUUUUCAUAGCUGAACCAAUCAGGGCAUCAAAUUCUUUCGUUGGGACUGAAGAGUACAUUGCACCUGAGAUUAUAACUGGCGCUGGACACACUAGUGCUGUAGAUUGGUGGGCACUUGGCAUCCUUCUUUAUGAGAUGCUUUAUGGAUAUACCCCAUUCAGGGGCAAGACAAGGCAAAAGACUUUUGCUAACAUUCUUCACAAAGAUCUCAAAUUUCCUGGGAGUAACUCGGUGAGUCUCCAUGGUAAGCAGCUGAUGUAUCGCUUAUUACAUCGGGAUCCUAGAAACAGAUUGGGUUCUUCUGAGGGAGCAAAUGAAAUUAAACGCCAUCCAUUCUUCCGUGGUAUUAAUUGGGCUCUUGUACGAUGCAUGGCUCCUCCGAAGCUGGAUGUGCCAUUAUUUGGCGCCGAGACGGGGAAGGAAACAAAAUUGGUUGAUGCUCAACUUGCUGACCUCCAAGCAAAUUUCUGAAAGCUUUAUGCUCAACUUAGCCGCGCGGCAUGCAUAUUCAUUGGUGAUUUUUUUUGGCGAGCAUUAUUAUAAUUGAAGAAAAUAAAGAGGAGCUUCAGAUUUUCCUUGUAUUCCGGUAUCUAGUGUCAUCUAUACUGUCUCCUGUGCGGUAUCAUGCCCAUCAUCCUGGACAACAAUUAUCAUUUUCUUUUAUUCUGAAUGUAAAUCUAGGAACACCAAUAUUUUGUUUUAUGAUAUCUAUAUUUGUGCAUCUUUUCUUUGAAA